GAGUUAGUUUCCUGGGUCAGAGGUAGCUCUUGCUGCAAGCAGCCGCCUCCUUCUGCUCUUCCAUUGUAGGCGAGGCGGGCAAGUUGCAGGCGCGGGGCUGCUCUCGCGCCCUUCCCCACGAAGCCCGGGCGGCGCGCGGCGGCGAUGUAGGCGGGCGCGCGGACCUUUUGCACCCCCGACUUCGCGGCACAAAGCGGCUCCGCGGUUCCUCCGUUCCCCCCUCCCGCCAACCCGUGUGCGCCCUCCGCGGGACGCGGCGCUCGCCGCUGCCGCCUUUAUGAGCUCGGGCGUCCGGGAGCACAAGGUGAGAGGAGGUCACAGGAUGAGCCAUAUGGAGGAGAACUUCAGCCCUGACGAGGCUCGGUCUCAGCUGGUAACCAAAAGAAAAUUGCUUAAGAUGCUAAGCCUAAGCCCUGGACACAGCCAAGCCCGCGGGUCUGAAACAAGGGAGAAGAAAAUACCAUCCAUGACAUGGCCUGUGAAAACAGUGCAUACUAUCAAGAAACGCAAAGCCUUCUUGGUGCACCGGGGUACCCAGACAGAAGAGAUACCGGAUAUCUGCAUCGAAUGUGGGAAGGUCUUCAUCCAGAACUCCAGCCUGAUCAGCCCGUGGCCCGUCCAGAGCGACGAGAAGCCGCACAAGUGUUCUGAAUGCGGGAAAAGCUUUUCCGUCCGUUCCAGCCUCAACAGACACCAGAGGAUCCACACCGGAGAAAAGCCGUACAUCUGUCUCGACUGCGGCAAGCGGUUCAACGAUAAGUCCAACCUGACUCAGCACCAGCGGAUCCACACGGGCGAGAAGCCCUACGAGUGCAUUGAUUGUGGCAAAAGCUACAGCCGCAGCUCUCACAAGAAGAAGCAUUUGAAGGACCCGGCGGAAGAGCCGCGAGAAGUCUGCGCCCCGGCGGACAGGGCCAACGCCAGUGCCGCGGACGAGAAGCCCAAAGCGAAGCAGAAAGCAGAAGUGAUGAACACGUGUACGGAGUGCCUGCGGAGUUUCGGCCACAACGCUGACCUGAUCAAGCACAUGCGCAUCCACACGGGGGAAAAACCCUACAAGUGUAACAUCUGUGAGAAGAGCUUCAACGUCAGUUCUAACCUCUUUCGGCACCAGAGGAUCCACACCGGCGAAAAGCCGUACGUGUGUUCCGAGUGUGGGAAUUGCUUCACUGACAAAUCGACCCUGGUCCAGCACCAUCGGAUCCACACCGGGGAGAAACCUUACGCUUGCCGGUUCUGUGGCAAAUGUUUCAGCCACAGCUCCCACCACAAGAGACACGAGAAGAUCCACAACCGAGAGAACCCUCUCUUUGCCUACCCGAUCCCCUUGUUUUAACAGGUUGCUCCCGUUGGAAGGGAGGAUAGAGAUAACUGUGUCUUGGGGAACUUCCUUUAUUUUUGUUUCUGAAGCGUGUAGGACCCUUUUGACUGAUUUCUGCCCCAGAAAGUUUGCUUUCAGUUGAAUAUAACUUGGCAAUGUCUAAAGGUGUGCUUGGAAUGUUCUACGGCAGUGCUCUUCAACCUUGGCUGAUGGAAGAUGUGUGGACUUCAAUUCCCAGAAUUUCCCAUGCAGCUUGCUGACUGGAGAAUUCUGGGAGUUGAAGUUCACACAUCUUCCAGCUGCUAAGGUUGAGGAACAUUGCUCUAAGGGGGUGUUGAACUGCAGUUUUAGUGGUGGUGCUUUUCUGGGAAUUUAUGAGGCUACAAUUCAAUACAGCUACAGCACAUUGGUUUGGAGAAAACUACCGGGUAAGUUAGAAUGAAUGCUCAAAGUGUGCUGAAUUUUGGUAAGAGCCUUGGAAGUAUUCCUAAUUCCAGGUGGGGUUUCAGAAUAUCGAUAUUUGGUUGUUCCUCAAAUGGGUCCUUCACAGGAAUAUUGGGGAUACUUUGAAAUCCUGUAGAUAUAUAUAUAUAUAUCAGUUCUGUUUUUGUAUGGAAAACUAUCUAUUUAUUGACAAUCUCCUAAUUUUAUUUAAUUGUGAGCGAACUUCCUGAUGAUUCCAUUGUUUUGAUUCCCUUUGUUUCUGGCUCACCUAAACAAGCCUUCCUCUCAGCCCAGGGAUCUCCAGGUUUGCUGGAUAGUGACUCCCAUCCUCCUCCGCUUCAGCCUGGGGAGGAUGGGAGUUGUAAUCACAUACGUCUGGGUAAACUGCAUUGAGAGAAGCUGGAUUGCACGGACCAGCCACAAGUGAAGAGAGAUGGGAAGUCUUCCAGUCUCUAUGCAAAGACACUGUGGAGUAAUUUAGGCAAGGUGUAAAAUUGCCUAUAUGAAGUCUUUGGCUUUAGAGGAGAAUAUUUCCUAGUCAUUGAACACUCCCUGCAACCAUCUGCUAAAUUAGAAGGAGUUAGUGAAGUUUCAAGUUAGUGAAACCUAUGUUUUGAUGGACUGAGAUUUUUUCCCCCCUCCAGAUCUCUUGUUUUGGUUAGCUGAGUGGGUUGAAUUCCCUUGAGGCCUCUCUAAAAAUUAUGUUUGUCAAAUCUCGGAUCUGUUGUUCUUUGCUGCUCUUUCUCCUCAUUUGGCAAUUAGGAAUGGACGUCCAGCAGCUGAAGAUGGUCACAAUUCUCUAAUGACAGGAAGACAAAUUGUGCGUUGGCACUUUAAAGAGACUGUUGUGUGGCUAUGGUGCUUGGACUUCUCCAGGCCAGAGACUCCCUCAGUUGCUCACCCAGGAGACUGAGGAGGUGUGUACAUAUAUGUCUGUGUAGGUGGGUGUCACAUGUACACACAGACUGAUUAAAAACCAAACUAAGCAAGGUGGAAUCUGAAAAUAACUCAACACACCUGGAUUAGCGGACCAUAAAACAUAUGAAUGCAAUAUGUAAUGAAAUGGAGGAUAUUUGUACUUUUUUUGUGGUGAGCAGGUCACAUAUAGAUACAUUUAUUUCCCCCCAUGAAGAAUCUUACCAAAAUUCCUAGGGGACCUGAGUCCUGUUUUUCUGACACUUUUUUUAUUUUAAGUAUUGCAGCCUUCAGGACAAAGUUGGAAUGUCCAGAAGAGCUAAUAAUUAAUUUCUGCGUAUAUUCUCAUUUGUUAAGUCCAGUUUAUGUUCAGAUACAUGUUCUCACAAAGUUCUGGUCCAUCUAGCAGUCUCUGCUACUCAGAUUGGAGAAAAUAUUAUUUGAAUCUUGACACUUGUGCAGGCAGAGCUGUUCCUUCUAUGUCUCGGGUUCUUGUCUGUAUUUUGAAAAGAGGAAGGAAAAAUAGAAAGAAAAGAUCCACCAGGGAUAUGUAGCGAUCUACUAACCAGAGAGUUGUGUUGAUUAAUUAAUGAAAAGAAGGCAAAUAAUGUUGAUAGAAGUCAGCUGGGGCUGCAUAUCUAGAUCUAACAGAAGUAGCCAGAAAAUGAAAAAUAUGUAAUAUGGUGGGGAAGGUUUGGAAUUAGCUGUCCGUAGAAGAAUGUUUUUUGCUGUAGCGAAAUAAUUUUUGUGGCUACCUUUUAUCCUUUCCGUAGGUAUCCUUUCCGAAAAUAUUUGUCAUUUAAUAGAAUCUGAUAGGACCUUUGAUCUAUUGUAGCAGUUGAUUCUACAGGUUAAUUGAGGUUUUUUAGUUUAUUACUGAUGAUACUGAGAAGGAAAGGGAUAAGUGUUUCCUUAAUUCUACAAAUAGAGGGGGAAAAGAACAGCAACAACAACAACAAAAAACCCACAAAGCAUUCCAGUUGUUUCUGUUUUUUAUAUAUAUUCAAGAGAGCAAUUUCUUGUUUAACACGGGCAUUUAGAAUGUGUUCACAUUAUUUGUAAGAAUUUUGGUUUGGUUUUCGUUGUGCGGGUUUGUGUUUUGACUUGUUUGUUUUUAAGUUUGGCCUGACCUCAAAAAUGUUUCUGCUGUUUUGUCUGCAGCAUAAUCUCUGAAAUAUCACUGCAGCGCUGCCCGCAGUCUAACAUUCAUUAUGUUGGUCAUUGCAGCACUUGGCACAACUCUACCCCAAAGUAUUUUUUGCAAUGGCAUAGAGAGUGACUUGAGUGCCCAAAGCACCAUUUCCUUUUGUGGUUUUGCAUUCUUGGAUAACCAAGGCAACGAACCUUUGUAUCCCCAGAAGCUCAUUUGAACCGCAUAAUGGGGUUUUCUAAGUCAGUAAACUAUGAAAGGUUUUAUACCUGCCUCCUGAAGAUAAGUUUCACAAAGGGGGAUUGUGGCCUAGUUCACUUUUUAAAAAGGGUUAUGCAUCACCAUUAAGUGAUAGGGAACUUUUCUCCCUCCAAAUUUGGUUGGUCUCCCGAUUUGUAGCAGUCCCUGCUGCUCCGUCUAGAGUAGCAUUUCUCCAUCUUGUCAACUUUAUGAAGUCUGGACUUCAACUCCCAGAAUUCCCCAGCCAACAUGGGGGCGGCUGGGGAAUUCUGGAAGUUGAAGUCCAGGCUUCAUAAAGUUGCUAAAAUUGAGAAACUCUGGUCUGGAAGAUGACAUGUCAUGCUCCCAUUCCCGAUAGAUUAGUCAAGGCCUGCCAAUUGUGAGAAAUGUAGGGAAAUUCAGGUCCAGUGCUAGCAGUAUAACUAAAUACCAGAUGUUGAAGGCAAAGGGUUGAUUAUGUUCCAUCCCAUAACUAAUGAAAACUUCGCCAUAAUAGAGUCAUCCUUUAUAUUACUUUUCCCACUAAAUAGGCUGGUCUGGGAAGAUAAUCCAACAUUCUCAGCAGAUACUAAGCUCUGUCAGACUCAGUGAGUCUUCACCCUGGAUCAGUAAGGUUAUUGCCAAAUGUUUCUCUUGCUUACCCCUAUACUCACAGUGUUACCUAUAGUUGGUACACUAAGUUCUUAACGAUGGAACUUGAAUGAACAUCGGGCAUCCAUGAGGUGUUUAUAGUCCAUAUGUUUCCCAGUGCACUGAGUUUUCCCACAGUCUGCUCAUCUGUUUUCCAAAGCAAGCUUUCAUAUCAAUUUCAGGUAUAAAUACACCUGUAUACACCAAAUAACAUUCCCUUCACAGGGAGGAUUACCUUACUGGAUCUCACAAGGGAACAGUGGGGGAACCUGGGGCUCUGGAUUGGUGGGUAUUGAAACCUGCUCCCCAUUGUGACUACCAUUAAUUUAGAGCACAGCUCGGGAUGUGUGUGUGUGUGUGUGUGUGUCCGUGUGAGUCACUUCUCCCCCUUCCCCCCAAAAAGGUAACGUGAUAUAAUUUUAAAGCAAUCAUGCUGUUAAAGUGAAUGGAGAUUUAUAAUAAUUUAAUCGGCAUAGUAUCUAAGCAUUUCCCUGGUGAAUGAAAAAUUUAAAAAUAAAAUAAAAUCCAACUUACUAUGUUCA
Messenger RNA from Thamnophis elegans (Western terrestrial garter snake), 5242 nucleotides. Its product is annotated as zinc finger protein 470-like. Bases 278 to 1336 code for a protein of 352 amino acids. The transcript is spliced from 2 exons. Lineage: Eukaryota; Metazoa; Chordata; Lepidosauria; Squamata; Natricidae. The record is from RefSeq and is a predicted model, not a curated record. Gene Ontology annotation, biological process: regulation of transcription by RNA polymerase II. Gene Ontology annotation, molecular function: RNA polymerase II cis-regulatory region sequence-specific DNA binding; DNA-binding transcription factor activity, RNA polymerase II-specific.